AUGCGUAAUAUGGAGGUUGCGAGGAUGGAUGAACCCGUAGCCAAGAGGCAAAAGCUGGCGAAUGGUGAUGCGAAAGGUCAGCGCAAGCCAGGCUCCUCACGCCUCUUCGCGCCAUACAGGACGAUUGGACUCGUCUCGCCUACCAGUGUGCCAUUCACGUCUGUACCACUCGGCAAGACGACCUUCCAGAUCACGACGUGUGUCGGGAGAAGUCUGCAGACAUAUGACCUGCGCAAAGGCUUGAACCUCGUCUUCAUCACGCGACCUCAAACGCCUGGUCAAAUCACUGCCAGCAUUGCAUGGAAAGACAAAGUGUUUGGAGCAUGGUCGGAGGCCGGAGAGGAUGGAGCACGAGGAGCAUGGGUAUUUAAGCGAGGGAAGAAGAUAGCAGACCUAGAAGUACCGAAAGGGUGGCGACAAGAUAUCAAGGCCUUCUGCUGCUUCGGAGGCUGGAUGGUUGGGGUAUGCGAUACUACCUUGCUCAUCUGGAAGACUGCAACGAAUGAGCUGUACACGACGCUGCAAGGCGUGUCGCCUGUUCACUUCACCAAGUGUAUCUCGAGCCUACCGACCUUCCUCAACAAAGUCGUCGUAGGACGAGAAGAUGGCAGCGCAGAAGUCUGGAAUGUCUCCAGUGGCAAGCUCGUCUACACUGUCCUGCCCCCAUCAACAUCUUUCGGAGCUGUGACAGCCAUCGAGCCUACACCUGCCUUGUCGCUUGUGGCCGUUGCAUACCAGCAAGGCCCUCUACUCAUCCACGAUGUUCGAGCAGACCAGACUGUCAUGCAGCUCAACAUGUCGGCAGGUGUGGCAAUCACAUCUAUCACAUUUCGCACCGAUGGCAUAGGUGCUGGAGAGGAUGGUCAGAAGCCAGGCGUUAUGGCUACCGCUUCUUCAUUAUCUGGAGAUGUCACGUUGUGGGACCUCAACGAAGGUGGUCGCAAAGCCGGCGUACUACGUUCCGCCCAUGCAGACCCUACACCGACCACGGCUGGAGGCAUCAGCAAGAUCGAGUUCCUGCCAGGCCAACACACCCUUGUCAGCAGUGGUCUAGACAACAACCUCAAGACCUGGAUCUUUGACCAGAUGCCCUUCUCACCUAUACCACGUAUCCUGCACCAUCGUGGCGGACAUGGCGCUCCAAUCACCAAUCUCGAAUUUCUUCCCACCUCGUCCGAUGGUGCUGACGAUACCGGCAAAUGGCUCAUGUCCGCCAGCCAGGAUCGAAGCUUAUGGGGCUGGUCAUUGCGAAGAGACAACCAAAGCCAGGAACUAAGUCAAGGCGCCUUGCAGAGCAAAGCACGCAAGCAGGGCUUACUUUCCGGUCAAUCGCGAGAUAAAUUGCAAGAACUGAAGUGUCCGCCGAUCACGGGUAUGGCGUGUAGUCUAAAUCGUGAUGGUGGUAUGGGUGCUGUUCCAGGCAAUCAUGGCAUCUGGCAGAAUGCCAAGAGCGGCAAGAAAGUCGAUGCAGAGAUUUCUGGCAUGACUGGCUGGGAGAGCGUCAUCACUGCGCAUCAAGGCGACCAUAAAGCACGAACAUGGUUCUGGGGACGGAAACGUGCUGGACGAUGGGCAUUCCCUACCAGCGACGAGAGCCCUGUGACUUCCGUUGCAGUCGAUCCCUCCGGCACGUUCGCUGUCGUGGGAAGUCAGAAGGGCGGCAUAGAUAUGUUCAAUCUGCAAUCUGGCAUCCAUCGACAGAGAUUCCCUGCCCGCUUGGCGCCGAUGCAGGCGAAGCAGUUGAGGAUAGACUUGCAGAAGACCGGAUUCGAAGAAGAAAGGACUGAGGACGGCAAGAAGAUCUUCUAUCGAGGACAAGGGAAGCAUGGCGCUGCUGUGGUGGGACUAGCUGUGAACAACCUGAACAAGACGCUCGUCUCCGCCGGCGAGGAUGGGAAGGUGAAAUUCUGGGACUUUAAUUCUGGACUUCUGGUACACCAGCUUGACUGGACGGCAAGUACGGGGAUCUCAUCAAUGCGCUUUCAUCGCGCAGCGGACCUCGCUGCUUUUGCUUGCACAGAUGGCUGCGUAAGGGUAGUGGAUAUCAGUACGCAUAAACUCAUUCGUGAGCUCUGGCCUUCGCGGCCAUCACUUGCGGAGCUACAGAGUCUUACGAUCAGCGAUCUGACAUUCUCACCUGAUGGUCACUGGAUCGCUGCAUCUCUCAGUAGUAUCAUCCUGCUCUGGGAUCUUCCUACCGGCCAUCUAAUCGAUGCCUUUAAGCUUCAGACGACCUGCGUGAGCCUGGCGUUCUCACCUACUGGCGAAUACCUAGCAACAGCUAGAGAAGGCAGUGUAGGCGUAGAUGUCUGGAGUAACAAGGCUCUAUUCAUGCACGUACCUACCCGGCUGAUCGGCAAGGCCGAAUUGGAGACUAUUGUGCAGGCACAGGAAUCACAAGCACCAACAGCCAGUGGCGAAGGCGGCAAAGCGCUGAUCACACUAGACAACGAAGACGAAGAGACUACCGAGGACGAACCUCUCGACCUAGAUCUCGACGCCGAACCCGACAUCGACCAGCUCUCCUCCGACCUCCUCUCCCUCUCCAUGGUCCCUAGAUCCCGCUGGCAAAACCUCCUCCAUCUAGAUCUCAUCCGCGUCCGCAACAAGCCAACGGAAGCACCCAAGAAGCCGGAGAAGGCACCAUUCUUCCUCCCUUCACUACAGGAUAGACAAGCUGCACCCGGUGCUGCGACUAGCAGUAAAGACCCGAGAAAGACGACUGGUGGAGCCGAGCUAGAGCAAGAGAGAUCCCAAGUCCUGACCCAGCAGCAUCGUCAGAAUGGUAGCCGUGAGGGUCUCAGCGACCUCCUUCGCUCCGCUGCGGAGACUGGACAGUAUACUGAAGUGAUCGAACAUCUCAAGGCACUCCCACCAGCCGCGGCAGAUAUCGCUCUCCGCUCCCUCUUUCCCUCUCCCUCCAGCGGAGAAAUGGUCACGUUCGUCCAUGCUCUCACGUGGUUGCUAAGGGAAAGAAGGGAUUUCGAGCUCGGACAAGUGUGGAUGGCGAGGUUUUUGGGGGUGCAUGGGGAUAUUGUCGUUUCUGGUGAUGCCGCUGGUGGGGAUAAUGAUGGUGAUGAUGGUGGUGAGGAGGAAUGGGGUUUAAGGAAGGCGGUGGAGGUUUGGAGGGGGGUUUGUGAGGGGGAGCGGAAGAGGGUUGGGAGGUUGGUGGGGUAUUGUGCUGGGGUUGUGGGGUGGGUGGGGAGGGGGAGGGUGUAG
Messenger RNA from Recurvomyces mirabilis, 3219 nucleotides. It is a transcript of the gene UTP21, whose product is annotated as rRNA-processing protein utp21. Gene Ontology annotation, biological process: rRNA processing. The coding region runs from base 1 to 3219 and encodes 1072 amino acids. Gene Ontology annotation, molecular function: protein binding. NCBI's taxonomy places the organism in Eukaryota, Fungi, Ascomycota, Dothideomycetes, Mycosphaerellales, Teratosphaeriaceae. Gene Ontology annotation, cellular component: small-subunit processome; Pwp2p-containing subcomplex of 90S preribosome. The transcript has a single exon. The record is from RefSeq and is a predicted model, not a curated record.